AUGUUCCGCACCGUUCAAUCCGUCAGAUCCCUCUCUGUAUCUGCUGUUCGUAACCAAGAUUUGGUUCAACAAGCUUUCGUUAACAAAGUAAGAGAGUUCGGAAAGAAAGGAGGAGACCUUGUUAACUCUGACCCUGCUGUCAAGAAGGCCCUUCAGGAUGAGCUUAACAAGCUUGCUAUGAAGUUCCAACUUGCUAAUGCCGAUGUUGUUUCUAAGAUCCCCACCAACUUCGAAACUGUUAAGGUUGAGUCCUCUCUUAACGAACUUCUUAAUGGAAAGACCAUCUCUGCUUUGGUAGAAGAAGUCAACAAGGAAAAAGCCGAGUACAUCGCCAGCCGUGAUGCUAAGAAGGCCUCCGAAAACGCUCGUGCCGCAUCACUCAAGCAGUAG
Auanema sp. JU1783 is the source of this 390-nucleotide messenger RNA. The record is from the annotation of a GenBank genome assembly. Lineage: Eukaryota; Metazoa; Nematoda; Chromadorea; Rhabditida; Rhabditidae.